UAAUUUCAACUUUUAAAUUCAAGGGGGCAAAAUUAAUUUUGCUAUCACACAAAAUACAAGAGUUUAGUUUCCUUCUCUGUUGGGAGAAAAAGAGAAAAAAUGGAAGCGAACCAGAGAAAGAGGAAGAAGGAAAUUGAGAAUACGGAAGAAGAUAGGCUGAGCGAGUUAUCCGACUGCCUUCUCCACCACAUCUUCUCUUUCACCGACGCCGCCGAUGUUGUCAGAACUUGUAUUUUGUCUCAAAGAUGGAGGUACCUAUGGAUUUCUCAUCCCAAUCUUAAUUUCAAUUUCAACAACUUUUCUAGGGUUAUUAGCUCAAAAAGAUCAUAUUUCAUUAAUUUUAUCCAUCAAGUUCUUCUGCGUCGAAAUUCUGUACCCGUUCAUAGUUUUCACUAUAGUUUACAUUCGGAUGUUAAAAGCAGUGUCAUUCAGUCUUGGAUAUGCUAUGCGGUUAAUCAUCAGGUUCAACACCUUACAAUAGACAUACGUUAUCUUAAAAUUCCCCUUCACUUGCCUCAUUGUUUAACUCGUUGCACAUCCUUAACGACUCUCGAACUGUGUUGCUCUCCUCGAAGCAUAAAAUUGCCUAAAACUUUUGAGUUGCCUUCUUUGAAACAUUUGAUCCUUGAUGAAUUGGAAUUGGAAUUUUUUGAUGGAAGUAUCUUCUCAAGUUGUCCAAAUCUGGAGACUCUAAAACUUGCUGGCCUAUUUUCGGGAGUUUUCGAUGUUUCUGCUCUAAAUCUGAAACACUUUGAUUUUAUCAAUACAGAUAGACAAGUGCCUUUUUCCAAUCUUGAAUUUGUUAUUUUGGCUCCAAAGCUUAUGAAAUUCAGUUAUUUUGGUUAUCCUCCUGGAGUACUCUCUUUCAAGAAUCUUUCUUCUUUGGACCAAAUUGAAAUUGAUCUGCCCAGCAUCGAUGAUUUAGCUCCUGUAGAUGCGCUAAAGCAAAUGUUUGCUCUCAAAGCGCUCCGGAUGCUUAAUGCAUUUCAUAUAGCAAAAGCCAUCACAUUGUCACCGAACGUCAUUCAAGUUCUAUCUUACGUUCCUGCUUUGCUGAAUGAGCACCCUUCACAGUUAUCAAAUCUGAAGCAUCUGAAGCUGUGGAGUAGCAAGUCAUCCAAGAAAGGCAGUGUUAUCUUAAAUUACUUUCUUAAGAGCUCUCCGUUGCUGGAAAUAUCUUAUAUUAAAUGACCAACAAAUCGAUUGCUCAAGGUCGAUUAAAGAAAUCCUUGGUUGUGUAGGCUAUUUUAUCCGAAUUUUGGUCCACUUAUCGAUAUUUAUAUUAUUAUGCACUUUUAUGAUAUAGAUUAUGGCGACUCUGAUUAUUUUACUUCAGUUGUUAUUUUUGUUCAUUACUAGUAUAACAUAUCUGAAACUCUCUCUCUUGGUUCUGUAAGUUGAUUAAAGAAAUCAUUGGUUCUGCUAGUUAUUUUAA
Mercurialis annua (annual mercury) is the source of this 1435-nucleotide messenger RNA. RefSeq names its product putative FBD-associated F-box protein At5g56440. The record is from RefSeq and is a predicted model, not a curated record. Lineage: Eukaryota; Viridiplantae; Streptophyta; Magnoliopsida; Malpighiales; Euphorbiaceae. Gene Ontology annotation, molecular function: protein binding. The coding region runs from base 100 to 1191 and encodes 363 amino acids. The transcript has 2 exons.